AUGACUUCAAAUAAACGCGUGCGCACUCAAGAGGGGCAAGAAGUCACGGGGAAUAAGCACCAAAAAAUCCAUAAUAAUGAAUAUUCUAAACGCUAUCGAGAAAAAAAGAAGCAAGAAUUCAUCGAUUUGCAGAACAAAUUAGAGUCUCGUGAUGAAGAAAUUCGACGGCUAACUGAAAACAUACAAAAAUUGGAAAAAGAAAAAGAAUCACGUGAUGAAGAAAUCCAGCAAUUAAUUAUGGAAAAAAUUUCUAUGCGUGAUAAAAUACAGAUUUUAAAAGAAGAAAAAGAAUCAUAUAAUGAAGAAAUUCAGCGAUUGAUUAUGGAGAAGACUUCUAUGUGCGAUAAAAUACAGAACUUGGAAAAAGAAAAAGAAUCACUUGAUUCAAAAUGGAUGACGAAAAUUUGUGAAGCUUUUACUGCUAAUGAAAACACACCACUUGAGCUUAAUCAAAUUCCAUUAUCUCCUAUUUCUCCACCAAAUCAAGAGAUUAAUAUUUCAUUAUCUAGCCAAAAAUCAAAUAAUUCACCUCAUAAUACUAUCAAUGAAAACACACCUCUUUCACCUGAUCAAAAUACAGAUACAGCUUAUACAAAUACACAUUUUACAAAUCCAUUAUCACUUGCUUCUCCAUCAAAUCAAGAGAUUAAUAUUUUGUUAUCUAAUGAAGAAUCAAAUAAUUCAUCUCCGCUUGAUCAAAAUCCAAAUAAUUCAUCUUUUCCUGCUUUAUAUUUAAUUGAUCCAUCUUUUUUCAACUUAUUCACCUAA
Messenger RNA from Ambispora gerdemannii, 768 nucleotides. Lineage: Eukaryota; Fungi; Glomeromycota; Glomeromycetes; Archaeosporales; Ambisporaceae. The record is from the annotation of a GenBank genome assembly.